GUACUACUACUGCUCAGGAUAUCCCAACCUAGAGUAUACUCCCUGGCCCCUUUCCUGUGUUCUCUUGGAUCCAAGUCCUAGAAUAAUUAAUAGUUAUGCCAACGGAGGAAAAUAACAGAAGAUUAUUCAGCUCCUUCUAGUUUAUUUAAAUAAAAAGCCAGCAGAAAUUAAUUUUCCUUUAAAUUCAGACUUCUCUAAUGGAGUAUAUCCAUAGAAACUUGUUUCAUCAAUGAAUCGUGAAAGAAAUAGGUAGCAAAAUAAAAUUAAGACACUUUCUUUAUCAUUUGUCUUUUGUUCUGUACUUGAACAUUAUUCUUGAAUACCUUAUAAAUCCAAAAAGCAGGUCUUCCUUUGAGAUAGAAGGGGAAUUUUCUAACCCAGUUUAAACAAGAUUGAUUCAAGAUAGAUUAGGUAGAUUGCUGACUUAAAGUCAGAUCAAGAAAAGGAAAGGAGUCCUCUGAAUGUACAUGAAUUUUGUCAUUUUUAUAAAGACUUUUGGGGAUUAUAUUAUAGAUGAAGAGAGCCAAUUAAACCAAAACAUAAGUUUGUGAAGUUUGUUGGGCACAGUUCUACAUGAGGAAAAUCGAAUAGUUUUUCUGUAGAAACUUUUUUCAUAUCUUGUUCAUAUGAUUCAAUGGAGAAAAUGAAUUUUUCCUCAAUAUCUUUCUUGACCUAAGCUAUCUUUUAUACAUUUUAUUCAGUGCAAAAGACAUAGUUUUCUAAGGAGAUUGUUAAAUUACCUAUAACUGUCAAAUACUUGGACUUUCAAGAUGAGAAGAUAGUUAUGUUUACAUAGAAGCAGCAUUUUGAAAGAAGCUAAAGAAAUUAUCAUUAUCAUCAUCAUCAUCAUCCUAUGCCAAGACCCAUAACAAAACCUAGUUUUUUAAGAAUGAGUAUUUUAGUCAGCGAAGUGAAUUUAUGCUAAUCCUAAAAAACUAGCUUCAUCAUUAGACAAGUCUUCUUACAGGAUUGCUAUGCUAGUACAGACUUUAUGAGAACCACCAUGAACAGGAGAAAUUUGGUUUUUUUUGCCAAGGAACUCCUAAGCAGUUAUUCUAGGUUUCAUAUUGUUCAUGAUUCCAUCUUUGGCUUUAGUGUAUACAAAAAAAUAAAUUACAAGUUUUCUAGCAUCUUCUUGUUCUCCCAAGAACAGAUAAUAUUUGUCCAACAGAUGUAUCCAUCCAACAGGAUCUUGAUACACUUCACUAGCAUCCUGGUUCUCAAGAAGAAUAGGAUAGGACAGAAGCCUUCCAAGUCUACAAUCUCAUGCUGGAUUAGAGGUUACAUCUGAGUCAUAUUCGGCUACAGGAACUAAUCCAUCUCAGAGAAUCUGGCCUCAUUCACCCAGGGCUACGACUGGUUCCUGGGCAGAGAAAGCUCUGACUCCAACUGAAGAAACUUGUAAGAGAUCCGCUGAUGGUUCAAGUCCAGAAGAUGGAGAAGGUGAGGAAAUCUGCCAGAUAUUGGAUGUAUUCUGACCGAGAAGAUGGAAAUUACUGUCCUCCUAUAAAACGGGAAAGAACUUCUUCAUUAACUCAAUUUCCUCCAUCACAGUCAGUAUCAAAAAACAAUGUUUUUAUGCCAUCAACCUUCUGUGAACCAUCUGCAGGCAAUUCUGACUCAGAACCAGAGGAAAAGAGCAGUGGAUUCCGACUGAAGCCUCCCACACUUAUCCAUGGUCAGGCACCCAGUGCAGGUCUACCAAGCCAGAAACCUAAGGAACAGCAGCGAAGUGUGCUACGCCCAGCAGUAUUACAAGCUCCCCAGCCAAAGGCACUUACGCAAACAGUUCCUAACAGUGGCACUAAUGGUGUUAAUGUACCUUCAGAAUGUCUAGGAGCAGCUACAUCUGAAUCAAUAAAUAAUAGUGCAUUGAGGAAUCCUUCUGAGUCUGCUGACAAGGAGAAAGAGCCCCAGAAAAAUGAGUCUAGCAAUACUUCCGAGGAUGAGACCUGUGAGAGAAAAAAGCAAAUUGCACAGCAAGCAUUUGUAUUUGGGCAAAACUUGAGGGACAGAGUUAAGCUAGGACAUGAAAAUGCUGAAACAAGUGAGUUACAGAAUGCAGGGCAUUCGAGCUCUGAAACACCAUCUGCAACCAACUAUUUUCUACAAUACAUCAGCUCCAGUUUAGAGAACUCAACAAAUAAUGCUGAUGCCUCCAGCAACAAAUUUGUAUUUGGACAGAACAUGAGUGAAAGAGUGCUGAGUCCACCAAAAUCUAGUGAAUCUAGUAUAGAUGCCAGCAAGGACAAUACUGCUGCUGAAUCUGGCUCAGAAUCCUCCUCCCUAGAAGCCACCCCUGAGAAAGCUAAUAAUGUUUCAGAGUCACUGGCAGAAUCAGCAGCUGCCUACACCAAGGCCACAGCCAGGAAGUGUUUACUAGAAAAGGUGGAAGUGAUCACCGGCGAAGAGGCAGAGAGCAACGUAUUACAGAUCCAAUGCAAGUUGUUUGUGUUUGACAAAACAUCACAGUCUUGGGUGGAAAGAGGCAGAGGACUACUCAGACUUAAUGACAUGGCUUCAACAGAUGAUGGGACGUUACAAUCUCGACUGGUAAUGCGGACCCAAGGGAGCUUGCGGCUUAUCCUCAACACCAAGCUAUGGGCACAGAUGCAGAUUGACAAAGCCAGUGAGAAGAGCAUCCGAAUCACAGCCAUGGACACUGAGGAUCAGGGAGUCAAAGUGUUCUUGAUCUCGGCCAGCUCCAAAGAUACUGGGCAGCUGUUUGCAGCACUGCAUCACCGGAUCUUAGCAUUGCGCAGCAGGAUAGAGCAAGAACAGGAGACCAAGAUCCCAGCUCCAGAGCCUGAAGUGACACAGUCAAAUGAGGAGGACAGCGAUGAUGAUGUUCUGGCUCCUUCUGCAUCCACCGGAGGGGGCACCGGUGAUGAAGGGGAUGGGCAGACAGUCGGGAGCACAUAGCAGCUGGAAGCUCAUCUGCUUGCAAGGCUGCUGCUUGUCCACUCUCCCCCCUUCCCCCGGCAGGCGCCGCGAUCGUUCCAGGCAGUGUUGGCGGCUCCAGGACUUAGGAACCAUGCAUCCCUGUUCUGUUUGUUCGUUUCUUUGGUCUGGAUCAGUAGAUUCCACACAAAGCAGACUCAGAAAACUGCCUGAAUGUGGUUUGGGACAUGAAAGCUCAUCAUAUUGAUGAGCAGAAAAAUAACCUUCCUUUCCCCUCUUUUCAUUGAAAUGGCACAUUGACUUGUCACACACAACCCCUCCUUGGGACCUGAGGAUUCUGUUUCUUCAGUAGCUCAUGUGGCACCGGCCUCCGGAAAAUCAUUUUGCAGCCCCUCCCAGGGCUUUAGCCAUAGCUCUUGGGUCUGUCUGUCCUCCUCCCCUUGUUACCAUCUGACUCUUGGAGCCCCUGUCCAACUGCAGGGAAGCAACACUGAGCAAUUUCUGUUCCCUUAAAUCAUCACCCUCAAUCUGCUCCACCUCCCAGGUUUGGGCUCCUUGGAGAAUGGACAGCUUGAGUAUUUUCAUCUUGUCCAUUUCACCACAAGGGCAGUCUGGCCAGGCUCAGGGCCCCAUUCUUUUUUCCACUGGCCCCUGUUGCCCAGGUCCAAGCCUCCAGGCAGCAUUGAAGGGCCCAGUGGGUGUUUCACUAACUCCUUCCUCUCCUGUGUCCAAUAUUGUUUGG
Molecule: messenger RNA, 3643 nt
Organism: Sarcophilus harrisii (Tasmanian devil)
Lineage: Eukaryota; Metazoa; Chordata; Mammalia; Dasyuromorphia; Dasyuridae
Gene: RANBP3
Product: RAN binding protein 3
Exons: 17
Coding region: 1417-2922 (501 amino acids)
Biological process (GO): protein export from nucleus
Cellular component (GO): cytoplasm; nuclear pore
Molecular function (GO): GTPase activator activity
Source: RefSeq, a predicted model, not a curated record